Messenger RNA from Tachysurus fulvidraco (yellow catfish), 795 nucleotides. RefSeq names its product myosin regulatory light chain 2B, cardiac muscle isoform-like. The record is from RefSeq and is a predicted model, not a curated record. Gene Ontology annotation, molecular function: calcium ion binding. The coding region runs from base 129 to 632 and encodes 167 amino acids. Gene Ontology annotation, cellular component: mitochondrion; cytoplasm. The transcript has 7 exons. NCBI's taxonomy places the organism in Eukaryota, Metazoa, Chordata, Actinopteri, Siluriformes, Bagridae.
UCUAUUGUCUAAAUUUAGAGCAGGUAUGCCUGGCCACCGCAAGUUUCGUAUAUAAAACAACAGCGCUAGGACUCGAUUGUCUCCCCAGGCUUUAACCGAGUGUCUGCAGGAUCUCAGCCACCGUCACAAUGUCACCCAAAAAGGCCAAGAAGAAGGAGUCAGCCAGCUCCAAUGUGUUCACCAUGUUCGAGCAGUCCCAGAUUCAGGAAUUCAAAGAGGCGUUCACCAUUAUGGACCAGAACAGAGACGGAUUCAUCGACAAGAAUGAUCUCAGAGACACUUUCGCCGCUGUAGGUCGUCUGAACGUAGGGAGCGAUGAGCUCGAUGACAUGCUAAAGGAAGCCCCCGGCGCCAUCAACUUUACAGUGUUCCUUAGCAUGUUUGGGGAGAAGCUCAAAGGUACUGACCCUGAGGAGAACAUUCUGAACGCCUUCAAGAUUUUCGACCCAGAAGGAACUGGUGUACUGAAGGGAGACGAGAUCAAGUACUACCUGAUGUCACAAGCAGAUAAAUUUACCGAAGCUGAGAUAAAUCAGAUGUUUCAGAUGUUCCCUCUGGACGUUUCUGGUAAUCUCGACUACAAGAAUCUCUGCUAUGUGAUCACACAUGGAGAAGAAAAAGAGCAGGAAUGAGGAGACCAGGGACUAAACUUUGAUUUGCCAUCACAUUCAUCAAUGUCAUUGUCAUUGGUACCUUUGUUACUGAAUAUGGUCCUUGAGAUUUGAAGACUAGAACAAUGUAUAUUUGGUGCUGUAACUCUGAAGAUGUAUAAAGACAUUUUGGAUUGUACACAGA